Sus scrofa (pig) is the source of this 1167-nucleotide messenger RNA. The record is from RefSeq and is a predicted model, not a curated record. NCBI's taxonomy places the organism in Eukaryota, Metazoa, Chordata, Mammalia, Artiodactyla, Suidae.
GACUAAGCUUGCAUAUGCAGAAACCCCAUUUCCGGCUCUGCAGCAGCAAGGCCACAAGAUUGCCCAGCUCCAGCAACACUGCCAGGACCUGGCAGGUGGCAGGCAGAAUAAAAGCCAGAAUCUCACCAGUGGGAAGAGCCCCCAAGAUGCAGCCCAGACUGCCUGCUCUCCUGUGCACAAUUGCAGCCUUCAUCUGCCUUGGUCCAAGCAAGAUUGAGAGUGUCGACAUAUCUACAGAUGUGGUGUAUGAGGAAGAGGGACAAUCUGUGACCUUGGAAUGCAAGUUCACAGUCAGCUUUGCUUACUAUAUAAUGUACUGGUAUCGACAGUCUUCCAGUAGAGAAAUGACUCGCAUAAUUGAUAUUUACUCUCAAAAUAGGCGAAACAGUGAAGGGCGAUAUUCUGUGGAGUUUUACAAAGAGAGCCAAACUCUAAAGCUCACCAUCUCGAGCUUGACACUGAGUGACUCGGACGUCUAUUUCUGCGCUGUCAGAGAGGUGCACGGUGAUGGCAGUGGCAGGGAGUGCCUUACAAAAACCCCCAGGGCUCAACACCAGACAGCCACCUGCUCCAGGAGCCAAGGAGAGAACAGCCCACAGAACAGGAAGAGGGUAGACAGAGGCAUGGUAGGUGGCUCUUCGGGGUCUAGAGAGAAGGUAAUGAAUGUUCUAAAAACAAUUUUCCCACAUUUGAUAUUAAAGAAAGAGUUGUGGUUACAAGAGCAUUUUCAUCUCUGAAUCUGGUACCUAAGCACGGCUGAUCCAAGGUGUACCUCUGUCAUUUCUGCCUGCCCAACAUCCACCCCCCUUUUUGGUGACAGCACCAUGAUUUUCCCUGGAUAAACAAGCCUCCCACCCCACAACUGGGUUUGGAUGAGGCUAACCCCAACCUUGGACUCCCGACCCAUGAGUACAGUUUAUCUCUGACCACAGCCAUUGGUUUAAGGAUAGGAACAUGACCCAAGCCCACAUCCCCAAAUUUAAUAUGGAGCUAUUGAGAAUGCUGUUGGAGAUGGAAGAGGCUAGGACAUUAUUAAAAAGCCAUGAGAAGCCGAAAAUGGAGUCUUUUCCCCCCUACAAAAUCAAAUCAAGACCCAAUUACAAUUUCUACCUCUCCCAGAAAAUGUGACUUUAAAACAGUCAGUCAGGAAGUUCCCAUUGUGGCUCA